CCUUGCUUUUCCAAACAAAACAAAGAGAUUUUAACUAAAAUAUUAUUCCAAAAAUAUAAUAAAGGUACAGGAAAAGUAUCAGGAAUAUAAAGGUUUUGUGCAAUAAAAAGACGAAACAAGAGAGUUCUGUGUUUUUUGCCCGCGUCAAGUAGUUACGUUAGCAGCUGAUACAUUGUUAUACAAUAAGAAUGAUAAAGUCGCAAUCACUCAACAAUUUAAGUUUAGCUAGAAUGUUUUUCCUUGUCAAUUGUUUAAAACGAUUUAAAAGUUCACAACAAUGGUUGAGUCGCCAGCGAGCUGAUCCUUAUGUAGAAAAGGCAAAGAUAAGUAACUACAGGUGUCGUAGUGCAUUCAAGCUGAUAGAAAUGAAUGAAAAAACCAAUAUUUUGACACCGGGUCAGACUGUUAUUGACCUGGGGGCAUCCCCGGGAUCAUGGACACAAGUAGCAGUACAGAAGACUAAUGCGGAUGGAGCAGAUCCUAAGAAACCAAUUGGCACAGUACUGGCUGUUGAUAAACUUCAAAUAUAUCCAAUAAAGGGUGCUACCAUUUUGAGCAACAUGGAUUUUUCAACAAUUGAAGCUCAUGACAGAGUAAUUGAAGUGCUCAAUGGAAAAAAGGUAGAUUUAGUACUCUCUGACAUGGCUCCCAGCGCGACAGGGAUAAGAGAAAUAGACAAAGAUAGAAUUGUGGGUCUGUGUUAUAUGGCCAUCAGAUUCGCCGCACUCGUCUCUAGGAUUGAUGGCAAUCUACUGUUUAAAGUGUGGGAUGGAAAGGAGGUCCCAAUUCUAGAAAUGGAUCUAGAGAGAUUUUAUAAAAGUAUAAAAAUCUUAAAACCAAAAGCAAGUAGAUCUGAUUCCUCCGAAAAAUUCAUUCUGGCAAGGGGGUUUAAAGGUGUUCAGAGACCUUUGGAAAAUGGACGCUGGGGCUAAAUAAUGGUGUUUUUUAAUGAAUAACCAACAAACAGAU
Molecule: messenger RNA, 969 nt
Organism: Aricia agestis (brown argus)
Lineage: Eukaryota; Metazoa; Arthropoda; Insecta; Lepidoptera; Lycaenidae
Gene: Mrm2
Product: rRNA methyltransferase 2, mitochondrial
Exons: 5
Coding region: 189-932 (247 amino acids)
Biological process (GO): RNA methylation
Cellular component (GO): mitochondrion
Molecular function (GO): rRNA (uridine-2'-O-ribose)-methyltransferase activity
Source: RefSeq, a predicted model, not a curated record